GGUGAUUCGGAAGCCGCGCAAGACGGAGCUGCAGGCGCCUCCGGCAUCAAGAAAGAGGGCGCUAGGCGCUAAGUCCGCUUCCAGUCUGGAUCCGGGAGAAGAGCGAAAGGACCGGGCACCUCCCAGCCAAAGCGCACAUGGCUCAGGCGGAGUGCGGUUCUGGCGGGGUGAGUUCGUCGCUGUUGCUGCCGCCCGGCAUGUGCGCGCUACGCUGCGUCCGGAGUCCUUGGCCGGGGCGCAGCGGCUGAAGGCACUUGCCGUGCCUUAGAGAGUGUUGUCUGCAGACCAAAUUAGCCCCAUCUCUACUGAUCAUGGUCAACAGGAGAUUAAACUAUUGGGAUUCUGAUUUUGAGGAUGAGGUCAUCAACAUCAAUGUUGGGGGCCUGAGACGGAGACUCAGUUCGAGUGCCCUCUCCAAAUUUCCUGACACUCGGCUUGGGCGCUUGCUUUCCUGCGACUCUGAAGAGUCCAUCCUACAGCUGUGUGAUGAUUAUGAUGUGAGUGCCAGGGAGUUCUACUUUGAUCGGAAUCCUGGCUUCUUCCUAUACCUGCUCCAUUUUUACCAGACUGGCAAGUUGCACAUUAUGGAGGAACUGUGUGUCUUCUCCUUUUGCCAAGAGAUAGAAUACUGGGGCAUUAAUGAAUUCUUUCUGGAUUCCUGCUGCAGCUAUCGCUACCAUGAACGGAAACUGGAGAGGCAUCAUCACAACUGGGAUGAGGAAAGUGAAGUUAGCAGUGUGGAAUCGUCCCCAGAUGAGAUCUUAGAUAUCAAUCAUGACCUGCUUCGCUAUAGUACACUCCGCUGUGGCAAUCUGCGCAAGCGCCUUUGGCUCACCAUGGAAAAUCCAGGAUACUCCAUCCCAAGCAAACUCUUCAGCUUUCUGUCUAUCAGUGUUGUGCUGGUUUCCAUAGCUACCAUGUGCAUUCACAGCAUGCCAGAAUACCAGCAGCUUGACGAGGAGGGCAAGUUGAAGGAUGACUCUGUGUUGCAAAACCUGGAGUAUUUCUGCAUCUCCUGGUUCACGUUUGAAGUCACUGCCCGCUUGCUUUUGGCUCCAAACUUGAGGAAGUUUUUCAAGCAUCCCCUCAAUCUGAUUGACAUUGUCUCAGUGUUGCCUUUCUAUUUCACGCUCUGGGUAGAUGUGACCACAAAGACAGAUUCCGAACUGGGAAAUUUGGGAAAGGUGGUGCAAGUGUUUCGUCUUAUGAGGAUAUUCCGAGUGCUGAAGCUGGCAAGGCAUUCAACAGGCCUGAGGUCUUUAGGAGCUACCUUGAAGCAUAGCUACAGAGAAGUGGGAAUUCUUCUCCUAUACUUGGCUGUUGGGGUGUGUGUCUUCUCUGGAGUAGCCUACACUGCAGAAAAGGAGGAAGAUGUUGGCUUUGACACUAUUCCCGCUUGCUGGUGGUGGGGCACAGUUAGCAUGACAACUGUAGGUUAUGGGGACGUGGUACCGGUGACUGUCGCCGGCAAGCUAGCAGCUUCUGGUUGCAUCCUGGGUGGGAUUUUGGUUGUGGCACUGCCUAUCACUAUCAUCUUCAAUAAGUUCUCCCAUUUCUAUCGCCGGCAAAAGGCCCUUGAAGCUGCUGUGCGGAACAGUGACAAGAAGAAACCAGAGGACUCUGAGAAUUACCCAAGUCAAGAAUCUGAUGCUUUCAGUGAAGUUUACCAGAGAGAUGAAGAUCUCACCAGGAACAUCCUUCCAGUCUACUGAUUGAUUGGGAAUUGAAGACUUAAUGUAUUUGGUGUCAGAAAAAAGGCAAAUUGGUAGCAAGAUGAUCAACAAAACCCUUAACUACACCAUUAUGGAUUUAUUCAUUACAAGUGAUC
This is a messenger RNA of Thamnophis elegans (Western terrestrial garter snake), 1828 nucleotides long. RefSeq names its product potassium voltage-gated channel modifier subfamily S member 1 (gene KCNS1). Gene Ontology annotation, biological process: potassium ion transmembrane transport; regulation of delayed rectifier potassium channel activity; protein homooligomerization. NCBI's taxonomy places the organism in Eukaryota, Metazoa, Chordata, Lepidosauria, Squamata, Natricidae. Gene Ontology annotation, molecular function: protein binding; delayed rectifier potassium channel activity. The record is from RefSeq and is a predicted model, not a curated record. Bases 312 to 1712 code for a protein of 466 amino acids. Gene Ontology annotation, cellular component: membrane; voltage-gated potassium channel complex. The transcript has 3 exons.